Messenger RNA from Oncorhynchus kisutch (coho salmon), 3348 nucleotides. It is a transcript of the gene cdkn1bb, whose product is annotated as cyclin dependent kinase inhibitor 1Bb. Gene Ontology annotation, cellular component: cytoplasm; nucleus. Gene Ontology annotation, molecular function: protein-folding chaperone binding; cyclin-dependent protein serine/threonine kinase inhibitor activity. The coding region runs from base 299 to 847 and encodes 182 amino acids. Gene Ontology annotation, biological process: negative regulation of cell population proliferation; G1/S transition of mitotic cell cycle; negative regulation of cyclin-dependent protein serine/threonine kinase activity. The transcript has 3 exons. Lineage: Eukaryota; Metazoa; Chordata; Actinopteri; Salmoniformes; Salmonidae. The record is from RefSeq and is a predicted model, not a curated record.
UACCCUAGUCAGCCUCCCUCAAUCGCCAUAUUGGGUACUGAAAAGGUUUGUCUGUUGUUUCUUCUCUCUUACUACGAGACGAAAUUGACAGGAGUGGCUUCAGUUACGGCACUUUGUUUUGAUGGUCUGUCGAGACUACUUUAGCUCAUAUUGCCAUAUUGGAAGUUAGCGUUUCUUUACAGACCUAUGCAUGCGUUUGUGUUGAUCAGCCGAUUUACUCUUGUUUUGGAUCGCGGCGAGCAAGGAGGAAAUAAGCAUUUUUAAGUGUUCUAUUUGGACGUUCUUUGAUUCUCGGAAAAUGUCAAAUGUUCGUGUUUCAAAUGGGAGCCCUACAUUUGAAAGGACCGAUGCUCGGUUUUCGGAUCACCCCAAACCGUCAGCCUGCAGGAACCUUUUCGGCCCGGUGGAUCACGAAGAGUUAAGGAGGGAUUUAAAGGGACAUUUGCAAGAGAUUGAAGAGACGUCCUCAGCGAAAUGGAACUUCGAUUUUUCAAGUCAAACACCCCUAUUAAACGGGAGAUUCGAAUGGGAACUAGUGGAUAGUAAAGACAUUCCACGUUUCUACAGCAGAACUCAACGAUCGUCAAAGGGCCUUUGCCCCUCUGGGAAUAAUAAUGUGGAUCUUAAUGGGAAUAGUUGUGUGACUCCACCGCAGCCCUCUGAAAACACAGAAAGGUCGGAGAGCAAAGAGCAGUGCACCGGGCAGAGAAAAAGACCAGCCUCCCAUGACCUCUCGUCCCAAAAUAAAAGGUCACACAGCAGUUCGGAUGAAAAUACUCGUUGCCCAGCCUUGGCGCAUUCUGUAGAACAUACACCCUUGAAAACCAGUCCCAGGACUCAAACGUGAAGAUGACAAAGAGCUGAAGCCGUAUUUCCCCUUUUGUCAUCAAAAGCCUCAGUGUUGGUUGAUUUUUGAAGAGGAACUACAAAGAAAAUGAAACAUAUCAAUUCUCCUGAAGGAUGGGGAUGCUGUGCAAGCACUGAAUAUAAACACUAAAGUUCUGGCACUCAUAAAGUUACUGCCUCUAAAAGCAGUCAAUGUAGCAGUGUGCAAUUAGGUUUUCCUUUUUUGCUCAUUUUUUUUACUACCUGUGUAUAUAUUUCUCUUCAUAUGUAGCACAUAAAACGUAUUAUGUUUUUUUUUUUUAAAUCCUUUAUGUAAAAGGCGUGAAUUUGAUUUGACUUGAAGAAUUGCAGUGUAUUUUUGUUUUCAAAAUGCUGUGUAUCUUAAGGCAGUGAGUGUAACCUGUUGAAGUAUAAUAAAUCUGCUCCAUUGAGAAAAUUAUUAUGGAUUAAAUAAUUGUUCCUCGUCAUUAUAGAUCUUCAUAGGUCAUGCCUGUAUGUAAGGAGAGAAGGACGGUACUUAAUGUGUGGCCUUGUUGUUUUUUUUAAGGUCAUUUAAGUGUCACUCAAUCUGGGUUCUCAUCCACCCCACAAACUAUUUCUGUUAUGACACAACAACAACAAAAAGAUCUGAAGUCAGCCAAUAUUUUUUUUGUAUUUUGAGAGAUUCCGGAAUAUCACAUUUUUCCUUCUCACCGUUUUUGAAAGUGUAGCCAAUUUGAAGUUGUGGGAGGUUAUCAUUUGCUGAAGGAUAGUCUAUGUUAACUGUACUGGUUGUAUGAAUCGACUGUAUCCUCUCCCUGACAUGCUCAAAUAUGUCUUUGUUAGUUUAAUGGUUGUUACUUUUUAAUGAGGUGUUUCCAUAUGGGUGGAAUAAUGCCCUACAAUACCAAAUACCUGGUUGCUUCAAUAUGGCUGUCGACGCUUUCACUUACCAUCAGGUUGCCUUGACAUUGUACUCCUGCGUUAAGAAAGGUAAUAGAAUUUGUUCGCCCCCCCCCCCCCCUUCUUCUCCAUGUCAUUGUUAGACUGCUGAUCAUGUAAAUGUAGCUUCGAAAAUAACUUUUUUCACCCAGUUACAAUCAGCCUUUGUUCAGAGGCUAAGAAUUGUCACACAAAAAAGCAGUCACUCUGCCUGUGUAUUUCGUGUAAAUCUUUGAAGUGUACAUAACUGUGUAAAAACACUGAGAAAUUAUACUAACUUAUUUAUGUCAGGCUUUUUUAAAUGUAGAAUAAAAUGGGGUUUUGAUUACGGUUAUCCAAAGUGGCAUUUACAUUAUACCUAUUUUUUUUUUUUGUAAAAGCAUAUUUUUGCUAGUUUUUAUUUUAUCAAAUAAGGUUGCAACCUGAGCCUGAUUUUAAAAAAAAUAUUUGAUGUGCAUUUUGUAUUGUGUGGUUAUAAGAUAUGUUGCAAUCAAUUAAAACUGAGAAAUUACAUCUAUCUGAUUUUGUUGGUCAUGUUUGCACUGUUGAUAGACUGUGUAGGCUGGAGAGCAUUCCUAUCUCUCAGCCAGUAGUAUAAAAGUUAUUCUAUUUAGAUUACACUCACAUCUAUAUUCCUUUGCUUCGUAACUUGUUUCAUAUAGCCUAUUUGUGAAUCACAAGUAAAAAUGCCUCAGGCCCUGCUUUUAGGCAUAAGAAAAUAACAGAUUGCUGUGAUUGUGUUAUACCUCAGUUCUCUCCAUAUCCACUGCUUUUAGUAUGAUUUAGACCAUUUACAAUUUUGGAAUGAAGUCAAAGGCAUGCAAAUAUUUAACUCGAUAAAAACGUAUUUUUGUGGUUCUAGUGAUUUUCAUAGGAUUUAUGAUUAGAUACAGUAUUUCAGUAAAUUAAGUUAACAUGUUUAUCAAUUGGUGUAUUCUCUUCGGCUCGAGGACACACUGGAACCAAACCGUGCGUAUUGAGUACCAUUUGGCACAUUACGUUUGCAUGUUUGAAGCUUGAAGUAGCACGUAAUAGGAUCCGGUAAAUACAAACGAUGUUCUUGCUACUACUACGGUUACAAAAUCAGGCUAUUUCAAUAUAUUUUAGCUUGUGUUUAAAAUCAACUGUGCCACGGCUGCCGCCGUCUGCGCAGUGACACUCCCAAUAUGAUGAAAUCGUGGAGUAUUUAAAAAAAAUUAUGCCUGGUGAUUGACGUUUGGGUCCUCCAAUCCGGUUAUGUCUAAGGAAAGCACACCGCUGUUGCAUCCAGUUACAUUUGUCUAACGGCAUGUUUGAAACUAUUCACUUUUUUGCUCUCCACACGGGUCCACAUUUGAAAUGCGCAAGUUAGUCUUAGUGCAUGCGUUUUAUGUUCAAUUUCAUCUCCCCGAGUGCAUAAGUAUAGCCGAUAACCAAUUAGUACUUUAAAUGCCUUCAUGCAGAUGUAGUUUGACUUUGAAUGAAUUAUAGAAAAAUGCAUGUAGAAAUAUCCGUUGAAUAAAGCAACAACCCUAUAUGAUGUCUAUAUAUUUUUUUAUCAUGUUAUUGAUGUCUUUAUAUAUUAAAGCUAUACAAACAAUG